GCGUCAAGCAGCAGGCUCCAGCUCAUUGUGUCCUGACUACUCUGUCGAGGCUAUGCUCUGCAGUGGACAAGCUUCUAAGGGAAGCCCCACGGUGAUCUGCAGUGUCCAGAGACUGAAGGUCAGGUCUGGGAGUUGAGAACAGAGGGAGUGCAGAUGCUUCUAGCCAGAGAACCCCAGCAAUUGUAAAGCUCCUCCCCUGCCUCCUUCCUACUCAAUGCUCCUCAGCUCACCAGAGAAAAGGAAUGGCUGUCAGCCAGCUCCCGGCCCUGGUCCAGGACUUGGUGACCUUCAAGGAUGUGGCCGUGCUUUUCACCCAGGAGGAGUGGGGUCAGCUGAGCUCUGCCCAGAGGGCCUUGUAUCAGGAUGUGAUGCUAGAGAACUACAGUAACCUGGUCUCACUGGGUCUCUUAGGAUCCCAACCAGAUAUGUUCUUUCCCCUGGAGGAAGUGGAAGAAUGUGUGUCAGAGGAGGCUCCUGAGGGCUUUGUUCUGGAUGCCGCAGAUGAACCUCACUUGGGUCCUCGAUCUGCGUGUGAAGCUCAGGUUCCGGUUACAGGGGAAAUUACAGUGGCCAUGAGUAAGAAAUUCCUCAAGGCAGAUAUCCCUGAGAAAGAGUCGGAUCAAUGGAUAGCAAAGGAAAGAGCAUGUGCUAACUUGUUCAAUUGGCAGUGCCAGGAAGGUCAGGAGGUGAAGUUGCAGCAAGUGGUCCUCACCCAGCAGAACACUCCAUCAAAACUGAGUGAGCAGAGAGUCAGAGCAGAGAGCUCAUCACCCAUCCAAAGUCAGAGAUCUCAAGCAAGCAAAACGGCUUUUGAAUGCAGCGAAUGCGGGAAAGCCUUCUCUAAGAGUUCCACCCUUAAGAAGCAUCAGAAACUUCAUACCGAAAAACUCAACCCAAGUCAGAAAUCACCAAUGAAAGAGAAGCGAUACAAGUGCCGAGAAUGUGGGAAAGCCUUCCACCAGAGUACACACCUCAUCCAUCACCAAAGAGUCCACACUGGCGAGAAACCAUACCAGUGCAAGGACUGUGGCAAGGCCUUCUCAGUGAGCUCUUCCCUUUCCUACCACCAGAAAAUCCAUACCGGAGAAAAGCCCUUUGAAUGUAAUGUUUGUGGAAAGGCCUUUAUCCGGAACAUACAUCUUUCCCACCAUCAUAGAAUGCACACUGGAGAGAAACCUUUCCAAUGCAACCUUUGUGACAAAGCUUUCGUUUGCAGAGCACAUCUUACCAAACACCAGCACAUUCACAGUGGCAAGAAGCCCUAUAAAUGUAAUGAGUGUGGGAAAGCCUUCAAUCAGAGUACAAGUUUUCUGCAGCAUCAGAGGAUCCACACUGGAGAGAAACCCUUUGAAUGCAACGAGUGUGGCAAGGCCUUCAGGGUGAACUCUUCCCUUACUGAACACCAGAGAAUCCACACUGGGGAGAAACCAUAUCAAUGUAUCGAAUGUGGCAAAGCUUUCAGGGAUAACUCAUCCUUUGCACGCCAUCGGAAAAUUCACACUGGAGAGAAACCUUACAGAUGUGGCUUGUGUGAGAAGGCUUUCAGGGACCAGUCAGCCCUAGCACAGCAUCAGAGAACUCACACUGGGGAAAAGCCUUACACGUGUAACAUAUGUGAGAAAGCCUUCAGUGACCAUUCGGCCCUUACCCAACAUAAGAGAAUUCACACGAGAGAAAAACCGUACAAAUGUAAAACCUGUGGGAAAGCUUUUAUCCGAAGCACACACCUCAUUCAACACCAGAGGAUUCACACGGGAGAGAAACCUUACAAAUGUAACACAUGCGGGAAAGCCUUCAACCAGACUGCAAACCUCGCUCAGCACCAGAGGCAUCACACUGGAGGAAAGUGAUAGAAAGGCAGUUAAUAGGUGCUGAGGGGAUGAUGUCAUUAAUUAUUGAAUAGAAGAGAGUACAUAAUCACACUGAAGUCUUUUAUCAUCAUGGUUGGAUUUACUCGGAGCCAGGUUGCCUAAUGCUAAGGGUCUUGAGAAUCUUAUGAAUGGUGAACACACCUUACUCUUCAGUCUGCCACAGUUGGAUAGUAGUGCCUUUUUAUUGGCCUGAAUUACUAUUAGAACCAAAAUGAAAAUUCAUUAAAAGCAUAAAUGUCAGUUUAUCAAAUUUA
Mus musculus (house mouse) is the source of this 2125-nucleotide messenger RNA. It is a transcript of the gene Zfp454, whose product is annotated as zinc finger protein 454. Gene Ontology annotation, cellular component: cytosol; nucleus. NCBI's taxonomy places the organism in Eukaryota, Metazoa, Chordata, Mammalia, Rodentia, Muridae. The transcript has 6 exons. Bases 243 to 1850 code for a protein of 535 amino acids. Gene Ontology annotation, biological process: regulation of DNA-templated transcription. The record is from RefSeq and is marked validated.